Melampsora larici-populina 98AG31 is the source of this 975-nucleotide messenger RNA. RefSeq lists its product as uncharacterized. NCBI's taxonomy places the organism in Eukaryota, Fungi, Basidiomycota, Pucciniomycetes, Pucciniales, Melampsoraceae. The record is from RefSeq and is a predicted model, not a curated record. Bases 1 to 975 code for a protein of 324 amino acids. The transcript has 7 exons.
AUGUUGAAAACACUUGACGAUAUCACCAAUUUACCUUUUUUGCUCAUCUAUUGCGGUCUAAGUUGGGCGUUCUAUUUUCUCAUUGGAAUCAAAAACCUCUGGAAACAAGCGGGUAGAGAUGGUGGCAACGCACCCGCGACUCAUGUGGCUGAAUGGUUUACAAACGAUCACAAUCCCAGGCGAUCAAGCAUCACAGGUGUCACUCCCAAAGGUGCCCACUUCAGCACCACCGUGGUCACUACGGAUCCAGAUGGUUCCGUCGAUGACGGCAGUUAUGAGAGUAGUAAAGAAGAUUUCUCUGAUGCAUUUGACUCAGAGGUUUGGGAAACAGCAUCUAUUCUGACCGCUGUGGUCACAGAUGUCCCCCCGACCGAAGAUACCCAUAGAUCUAGUAACACAAAAACUGAGAUGUCAAAAGGUAGUCAAUUGCCAUCCGAAUACUGUCAUGGGCGCACAGAAGUCGAAAUGGACUUGUCCCAAGAAUCUAAAGAUCACUAUGGUAUUGAAACUGGAAGCAUGGAAUCUGUGAGAAAUGGGAGAUCAUUCAAAAUGCCUGAGAAGUGCACAACCUCCCUUGAAAGACCAAACAUCUAUCGUCCGGAAAUAUCGCUUUGGCCAAUGAGAAGUAUUGACUCUAUACACUCGCACCCUCCCGUGGGAGGCGGAACCCUGGUAGGCGAGAAGAAAAGGAGUCUUUUGUCUUUUUCAAGGAUGUCUUCGCGCAAGGCCUCUGUGAAACCGAGUGAACUUUCAGAACUUCCCUCAUCACCGAAUCGCAGGAACGAACAAAGAUGUGGUGAAGCUCACAUGGUUUCUGUCAUCAUCUUUUGUGGGAUGUCUUCUCUGACUUUGGUGCGACAAUUCACUCCAGCUGUGGCUUCCCGUCUAAAGGCGAUGAUAUCCAGGAAAGUCCCAGGAGAACAAAAAACCCGAGCCAAUUAUUGCGACCAAGAAACAGUCUCAUUCAAAAAGUGA